Parnassius mnemosyne (clouded apollo) is the source of this 1296-nucleotide messenger RNA. Lineage: Eukaryota; Metazoa; Arthropoda; Insecta; Lepidoptera; Papilionidae. The record is from the annotation of a GenBank genome assembly.
AUGUUUAGAAAGAAAUCCUUGCCAUUGGUUCAGUAUAGCCAACGCUCCGCAACUUUUCAAUCAGCCAUGAAACUGUCUAUUGCGAUUGGGCAAUUUUUUGGACUCAAUCCGGUUAUUGGUGUUUUCAAUAUCGAUGCAUCUAAAAUGCGGUUUACAUUUUAUUCAGCACGGUGUUUAUACACAAUCUUAUCGAUUUUGGUGCAAGGCACAAUAUUAUGUUUUUGCAUAUUAAAAUAUAUAAAGGACACUGAAACAUCACUCUCGUCCAACACUUCUCUAGUAUUCUACAGUUCUAAUUUUAUUACAAUGGUACUGUUUCUUCGGAUGGCUAUGAAAUGGCCGCGAUUUUGCUUACAAAUAUCUAUGACGGAAGCUUUAAGUCCUAACUUCGAUACUACACUGGUUAAGAAAUGUAAUUUGACCUGCGUACUCGUCCUUACUUUAGCCCUUGUUGAACAUAUUCUAUCAGAUCUAUCGGGAUAUGCGGCAUUGAUUGAUUGUCAACCACAUAAAAAUGCUUACGAAGCUUUCAUAACUCAUAGCUAUCCUUGGGGUUACGCGUUUUUGUCCUAUAACCAUUUUGUAGGAUUUCUAUCACAGCUUGUCAAUAUACAGUCCACAUUCACUUGGAGUUUUGUGGAUGUAUUUAUUAUCUGCAUUAGCUUUUACUUGAUCUCAAGACUAGAACAAGUCAACCUAAAAAUUGUUGCAGCUCGCGGUAAAACUAUGUCGUCGUACUUUUGGCGUACGAUCCGUGAAGAUUACUGUAGAGCUGCGUCUCUUGUGAGGCGUAUUGACGAUGUUAUUGGAGCUAUAAUAUUUAUCUCUUUCGCAAACAAUCUCUUUUUUAUCUGCCUCCAACUAUAUAACUUGUUGAAAGAUGGCAUCAAUGCUACAAAUUUAUGUAGUGACCAAGACGUAAGGCCCCUGCAUGGCUACGAGCAAGCCACAUACUUUAUGUAUUCCUUUAUAUUCCUUGUAAUGCGAUCGUUAGCGGUUUCGUUGAUAGCGGCCCGUGUGUAUGCAUCUAGUCGCAAGCCAGCUAUCUCUUUGUACGAGGUGUCAUCGACUGCAUACUGUACUGAGAUUCAGAGGUUUUUAGACCAAAUCCACGGAGACACAGUUGCAUUAAGUGGGCUUCAAUUUUUUAAUAUCAAAAAAGGACUAGUGCUCUCUGUUGUUGGGACUAUAAUAACAUAUGAAUUGGUACUUCUACAAUUUAAUUUAGAAACCGCAGAAGAUGCUGACUUAAAUUAUAAUGGGACUUUGUACAAAUAUAUAAAAAUGACGGUUUAA